AUGUAUUCUUAAAGAUUUCCUUCACUUGAAUAAGGCACACCAAAAAUAUUAUCUAAAACAACAUUCAAGUUUGACAUUAGAUCGUAUAAGACUUCAGAGGAUUUGGGGGUGAAAUAACAAGGAUAAAGUGUUUAAACCAAAAGACAAAAAACUUAGCCUAGUUUGAAAUAAAUGCCUGUUUUCAAGAAAUUAGUAUAGAAGAAAUUAUUCAAUUCAUUGGUUAAUCCUAUGUAGCAAUUCGAAAUGCCUUGCAAUUGGGAAUAAAAGUAUCUGGAUAAGGUAAAACAAUUAAUUAUGUAAAUUGAGGAAAAAGAAUGUACGGAAUUAUAAGAAAAAAAUCAAGAGCAAUAAAAGACAAUCGAGUAACUAGAGAGGAAAUUCUUAUCUCUAAAAUUGGCUUAUGAAAGUUUACAAGAUGAAAAAUAGGAUAACGAUGUUUUGAAUAUUAGGAAGUAAAUGAAUUCAUUGGAAUCUGAAUUAAAAGAUCAAUUGCAGAGGACAGAAUAAUAACUAUGGAAAACCUAAGAACAAAAUUUCUAGAUUCAAGACAAAUUUAAAUAAUUUGAAUUGAAAGCAAAGUUUUUGUAAUAAUAAACAGUAAAAGAGAUUUAACUUUAGAUUCAUCUUCACCAUGAGUUGCUUUGUAAAUAUUGCGGGAAAUUUGUAAAUGAUGCAGUAACCAUUAUUCCUUGUGCACAUACCUAUUGUGGUACAUGUAAUAAAGGAUAUUAGAAAAAAUGCUUCUUAUGUGGCGAUGAAGUAUUUAUAGUUGAUUAUAAUUUUAAUAGAGCAAAACUGAAGCCACAUAUUACAAUCAGUUUAUGAGUGAAAUAGUUAAAAUGUAUGAUACUUUCUAAACAAUAGUACAAAUAUUUUUAGGAUGA
Paramecium octaurelia is the source of this 884-nucleotide messenger RNA. The record is from the annotation of a GenBank genome assembly. NCBI's taxonomy places the organism in Eukaryota, Ciliophora, Oligohymenophorea, Peniculida, Parameciidae.